CCCUGCAAGUCUAAGUGGUCGAGAAAUAGGAAAACAGAGACAUACUUCUGACAGACUGCAAACUUGUGACAGUGUGAAAAGUGCUCUCUUUAUGCUAGGGUGAAGGAGAGAAGACACGUUUUCAAGGAUGCUCAGGCGGGUGUGAGGCUUCUUUGGCGCAACGAUUGCGCACAGAAGUCAAAAAAGAAGAACACAAGAAGCAGACUGAAGCCCUUGGAUUAGCUUGAGCAAUCCAAGGAAAACAACAACAGCAUUUUCCUCCCACCAGGACUGGUUUAGAGGAAAACAAAAUCAAGAUGGCUGACGAAGAGGACACCAGGGAAGUGCUCUUUCAAGACUGGGAGGGCCCAGACAAAACUGGCUUGACCAUUGAACACACAAGUGGAGGAGAGCUCCUCGUCAAAGAGGUGAAAGGAGAGUCACCUGCAGCACGAUCUGGAAAAGUAUAUGAAGGCGAUCAGAUUGUGGGUGCAACUAUCUACUUUGAAAAUAUGAGCUCCGAAGAGACAGCAGAGUUACUGAAAACAUUGAACAAACACAAAGUUGGACUGAAACUACAAAACAAAGGAGACAAAUCCCCAUGCUACUCACCCUUGAGCACACCAUGUCGUUCUCCAAUGGGCACCCUCACAUGGGAAGGGAAGUCACAGUUUGGAGCAUCAAGUCCAGAAAUCAUUCUCAGUGGAGAUGAUGAGGACUACAAGAGAAUAUACACAAAGAAGAUUAAACCAAGGCUGAAGUCUGAAGAUCUUGCAGAAGGAGUGGAUGUUCGUACAGAGCGACACAGCAGCACUAGCAGUGAUGGCAGUACUAUUACAACCAUCACUCGCCGCAUCACUACUUACACAGUGGAUAUGCCAAGUGGGAUAGGUGAGAAACUAGAACUUUCAAGCCCAGACUUCAAGGGACAACGGCAUGAAUCUGGAGAUGGCUCUCCUCGUGUCAGAAUAUUGCAUGGCAGUCCUACAGUUAAAGGGGUGGGAGAAGAGGCUGUUUUUGAGUCAUGCAAUGUAACCUAUACUGGUCUAAAAGGUAGCUCAACAGAAACACAUACAAGUGGAGAUCAGUCAAAGACAAUUAUAAGAGAGGGAACAGAAAGAAGUAAGGACCUCAGAUUCAAAGGACCUAAGUUUGGAGUUAUAGGUCACGAGGGCACUAAAAUCUUAAGAGAAAGUGAAGAACAGACAGCUGGAAGCACAGAUGAGUCUGAAAAACAGACUACAUCCGGUGAAAGUAAAAGCACUUUUAUAAAGGUUGUUACAGUAGGAGGGUCAGCAGAUGCAGAAUUAACCACAAAUGAUGAAAACAAAAGAUCAGCUAGUCUGUCUGUGUCACAAGAAGACAUUAAGUUCCAGAGACCAUCUGGAGACACAUCCCUCCACCUGAACAAGGGAUCAAGUUAUUUUGAUGUUAAAACGAUUGGAAAUUCUGCUGAUUCUGGAACGGUAUCACUUGUUACAGAAACUAAUGCCAACACUGGUUAUUCUUCACAUCCAGACAGAAAUUUAUUGACAAGUAGCCAAACUAGUCUUCCAAGUGCAAAGCCAAAAAGUGGAGAAAAAGAUGAGGGAGUUCCAGCAGCAACGAAAGUAGGGUUUAGAUGUCCUGAUAUAAACACUGAAAGAAAAGAAGGUGAUUUAAAAUUACCACUUAUAAACACAUCAUCAUUAAAGACCACUAGUCAAGGCAGCUCAGAAGAGGCCAUUAAAUAUCAAAAAAUGGAUUCAGACAUUGAUAGAUCUCAGGUAACUGACAGUGAUGGCUUUCAUUACAAAACACGAAUCAUAACAGAGAUAGACACGAGAAGUAAAGGUAAAGCAAACAUGUCAGAUUCAAAGGUAGGAGUUGAUGUAAGAAUGCCUGAGAUGAAUCUGAACUUGAAAGGUUCAACAAUCAAAGGUAAUGUGGAUGUAGAAAGUGUAAGGAUAGCAGAAGCCGACAAAAAAGAGUUUGAGUCAAAGCGCAGAUUUCCAUUAUCCCAAAUUGAAACGCUAUCAGUUAACAACAAAGACCAAAAAGUUGAUGUGAGAGGGAAAAGUUGUAAAACUGAAAACGAUAUGGACAUUACAGAGCAAAACAUAAACAAAGAUGUAAAAAAAUAUGCGGAAGUGGAGGCAUCAGUCCAAACAAUACCCAGCAAAUCGGGAACAAAAAUGUCCAUGCCAGACGUAGAUAUCAACUUGAAAGGCUCAAAACAAAAAGGUCACAUGGAUGUUUCGCUCCCAAAGAUAAAAACAGAUAUCAAAUCACAUAAAAUUGACAUCAAGGGCCCAGAAGUUGAAGUUGAAGGACGAAAGGGAGAAAUUAAAAUGCCUGAAAUAAAAAUGCCCACAGUAAAUUUGAAAGAUCCAAAGGUUAACAUUGACUUCCCUAAGGCACAUACAAAUGUGAAAGCACCUGAUGUUGAUAUUAAAGGACCAGAUGCAAAUCUGAAAGGGUCCAAAUUCAACAUGCCAAGAAUAACUGGACUAGAAAAAUCCAUGCAAGAUGUGGAUUUCAACUUGAAAGGCCCAAAAGUCAAAGGUGACGUGGAUAUUUCCAGUCCAAAAAUGAAAGGGGAUAUCAAAUCACCUGAAAUUGACAUCAAAGGUCCAGAAGUUGAUAUUGAAGGGACAAAGGGAGGACUUGAAAUGCCAAAAAUAAAAAUGUCUUCACUGAAUUUGAAAGGUCCAGAGGUUGAUGUGUCAGAUGCUAAUCUAAAUCUGAAAGGACCUAAAGUAACAGGAGAUGUAGAUGUUAAGUUGCCAAAGAUUAAAGGAGAAUUUAAAGGUCCAGAUGUGGACAUUGAAGGCCCAGAUGUUGACAUAGAGGGUCACAAAGGUGGACUGAAAAUGCAGAAGUUCAAGAUGCCCUCAUUCGGGAAUAAAGGACCCAGAGACAAAGAUCCAGAUGUUGACAUCAACCUCCCAAAAGCAGAUAUUGAUGUGAAAGCACCGGAUGUUGAAAUUGAAGGAGCAGAUCUUGACAUUAAGGGACCAGAUGCAAAUCUCAAAGGGUCCAAAUUCAACAUGCCCACCAUAUCUGGACCAAAAAUAUCCAUGCCAGAUGUGGAUUUCAACUUGAAAGGCUCAAAACUCAAGGGUGACAUGGAUGUUUCAGGUCCAAAGAUCAAAGGAGAUAUCAAAUCACCUAGAAUUGACAUCAAAGGUUCAGAAGUUGAUGUUGAAGGACAAAAGGGAGGAUUUGAAAUGCCCAAAAUAAAAAUGCCUUCACUGAAUUUGAAAGGUCCAAAGGUUGAUGUUCCAGAUGUUAAUCUUAAUCUGAAAGGCCCGAAAGUUCAAGGGGAUGUGGAUGUUAAUCUGACAAACAUUGAAGGAGAUCUAAAAGGUCCAGAGGUGGAGAUUGAAGGUGCAGACAUUGACAUGGAAGGUCAAAAAGGUGGGCUAAGAAUGCCUAAAUUUAAGAUACCUUCAUUUGGAUUGAGAGGCCCCAAAGUGGAAGGUCCAGAUGUUCACAUCAACCUCCCCAAGGCAGACAUUAACGUGAAAGCACCUGAGGUUGACUUUGAAGUAGCAGACGUUGACAUGAAGGGACCAAAUGCCAAACAGAAAGGCCCCAAAUUCAACAUGCCAAGCAUAUCUGGACCAAACAUAUCCAUGCCAGAUAUGGAUUUCAAUUUGAAAGGCCCAAAACUCAAAGGUGACAUGGAUGUUUCAGGUCCAAAAGUAACGGGUGAUAUCAAAUCACCCAAAAUUGACAUCAAAGGUCCAGAAGCAGAUAUUGAAGCACCAACAGGAGGAUUUGAAAUGCCAAAAAUGACAAUGCCUUCACUAAAUUUGAAAGGUCCAAAAGUUGAUAUGACUGAUGUUGACAUUAAUCUGAAAGGUCCUAAGGCUGAAGGGGACGUGGAUGUUAAAAUGCCAAAGAUAAAAGGAGAUCUGAAAGGUCCAGAGGUGGAUAUUGAAGGCCCAGAUUUUGACAUUGAGGGUCACAAAGGUGGUUUCAAAAUGCCUAAAUUCAAGAUGCCCUCCAUUGGUAUGAAAGGCCCCAAAGCGGAAGGACCAGGUGUUGACAUCAACAUCCCCAAGGCAGAUAUUGAUGUGAAAGCACCAGAUGUUGAUAUUGAAGGAGCAGACCUUGACAUUAAAGGACCAAAUGCCAAACUGAAAGGUCCCAAAUUCAACAUGCCAAGCAUAUCUGGACCAAAAAUAUCCAUGCCAGAUGUGGAUUUGAACUUGAAAGGCCCCAAACUGAAAGGUGACAUGGAUGUGUCAGGUCCUAAGUUCAAAGGAGAUAUCAAAUCACCUCAAAUAGACAUCAAAGGUCCAGAAGUUGAUAUUGAAGGACCAAAGGGAGGAUUUGAAAUGCCUAAAAUAAAAAUGCCAUCACAAAAUUUGAAAGGUCCAAAAGUUGAUAUGCCAGAUGUUGACAUUAAUCUGAAAGGUCCCAAGGUUGAGGGGGACAUGGAUGUUAACCUGCCAAAGAUUAAAAGAGAUCUAAAAGGUCCAGAGGUGGACAUUGAAGGCCCAGACGUUGAAAUUGAAGGUCCCAAGGGUGGACUAAAAAUGCCUAAAUUUAAGAUGCCCUCAUUUGGUUCAAAGGGUGCCAAACUAGAGGGUCCAGAUGUUGGCAUCAACCUCCCUAAGGCAGAUAUUGAUGUGAAAGCACCAGAUGUUAAUAUUGAAGGAGCAGACCUUGACAUUAAGGGACCAAAUGCCAAACUGAAAGGUCCCAAAUUCAACAUGCCAAGCAUAUCUGGACCAAAGAUAUCCAUGCCAGAUGUGGAUUUCAACUUGAAAGGCCCAAAACUCAAAGGUGACAUGGAUGUUUCAGGUCCAAAGGUCAAAGGAGAUAUCAAAUCACCUCAAAUAGACAUCAAAGGUCCAGAAGUUGAUAUUGAAGAACCAAAGGGAGGAUUUGAAAUGCCAAAAAUAAAAAUGCCAUCACUAAAUUUGAAAGGUCCAAAAGUUGAUGUUCCAGAUGUUGACAUUAAUCUGAAAGGUCCUAAGGAUGAAGGGGAUCUGGAUAUUAAAAUGCCAAAGACUAAAGGAGAUCUGAAAGGUCCAGAGGUGGAUAUUGAAGGCCCAGACGUUGACAUUGAGGGCAGUAAGGGUGGACUGAAAAUGCCUAAAUUCAAGAUGCCCUCAUUUGGUUCAAAGGGUGCAAAACUAGAAGGUCCAGAUGUUGACAUCAACCUCCCUAAGGCAGAUAUUGAUGUGAAAGCACCAGAUGUUGAUAUUGAAGGAGGAGACCUUGACAUUAAGGGACCGAAUGCCAAACUGAAAGGUCCCAAAUUCAACAUGCCAAGCAUAUCUGGACCAAAAAUAUCCAUGCCAGAUGUGGAUUUCAACUUGAAAGGCCCCAAACUCAAAGGUGACAUGGAUGUUUCAAGUCCAAAGAUCAAAGGAGAUAUCAAAUCACCUCUAAUAGACAUCAAAGGUCCAGAAGUUGAUAUUGAAGGACCAAAGGGAGGAUUUGAAAUGCCUAAAAUAAAAAUGCCAUCACUAAAUUUGAAAGGUCCAAAAGUUGAUAUGCCAGAUGUUGACAUUAAUCUGAAAGGUCCUAAGGUUGAAGGGGACUUGGAUGUUAAUGUGCCAAAGAUUAAAGGAGAUCUGAAAGGUCCAGAGGUGGAUAUUGAAGGCCCAGGUUUUGACAUUGAGGGUCACAAAGGUGGUUUCAAAAUGCCUAAAUUCAAGAUGCCGUCAUUUGGUACGAAAGGUCCCAAAGCGGAAGGUCCAGAUGUUGACAUCAACCUCCCCAAGGCAGAUAUUGAUGUGAAAGCACCUGAGGUUGAUAUUGAAGGAGCAGACCUUGAUGUUAAGGGACCAAAUGCCAAACUGAAAGGGCCCAAAUUCAACAUGCCAAGCAUAUCUGGACCAAAAAUAUCCAUGCCAGAUGUGGAUUUCAACCUGAAAGGCUCCAAACUCAAAGGUGACAUGGAUGUUUCAGGUCCAAAGAUCAAAGGAGAUAUCAAAUCACCUCAAAUAGACAUCAAAGGUCCAGAAGUUGAUAUUGAAGGACCAAAGGGAGGAUUUGAAAUGCCUAAAAUAAAAAUGCCAUCACUAAAUUUGAAAGGUCCAAAAGUUGACAUGCCAGAUGUUGACAUAAAUCUGAAAGGUCCUAAGGUUGAAGGGGAUCUGGAUGUUAAUCUGCCAAAGAUUAAAGGAGAUCUGAAAGGACCAGAGGUGGAUAUUGAAGGCCCAGAUUUUGACAUUGAGGGUCACAAAGGUGGUUUCAAAAUGCCUAAAUUCAAGAUGCCGUCAUUUGGUAUGAAAGGUCCCAAAGCGGAAGGUCCAGAUGUUGACAUCAACCUCCCCAAGGCAGAUAUUGAUGUGAAAGCACCUGAGGUUGAUAUUGAAGGAGGAGACCUUGACAUUAAGGGACCAAAUGCCAAACUGAAAGGUCCCAAAUUCAACAUGCCAAGCAUAUCUGGACCGAAAAUAUCCAUGCCAGAUGUGGAUUUCAAUUUGAAAGGCCCAAAACUCAAAGGUGACAUGGAUGUUUCAGGUCCAAAGAUCAAAGGAGAUAUCAAAUCACCUCAAAUAGACAUCAAAGGUCCAGAAGUUGAUAUUGAAGGAACAAAGGGAGGAUUUGAAAUGCCUAAAAUAAAAAUGCCUUCACUAAAUUUGAAAGGUCCAAAGGUUGAUAUCCCAGAUGUUGACAUUAAUCUGAAAGGUCCUAAGGUUGAAGGGGACGUGGAUGUUAAUCUGCCAAAGAUUAAAGGAGAUCUGAAAGGACCAGAGGUGGAUAUUGAAGGCCCAGAUUUUGACAUUGAGGGUCACAAAGGUGGUUUCAAAAUGCCUAAAUUCAAGAUGCCGUCAUUUGGUACCAAAGGUCCAAAUGUGGAAGGUCCAGAUGUUGACAUCAACCUCCCCAAGGCAGAUAUUGAUGUAAAAGCACCUGAGGUUGAUAUUGAAGGAGCAGACCUUGACAUUAAGGGACCAAAUGCCAAACUGAAAGGUCCCAAAUUCAACAUGCCAAGCAUAUCUGGACCGAAAAUAUCCAUGCCAGAUGUGGAUUUCAAUUUGAAAGGACCAAAACUCAAAGGUGACAUGGAUGUUUCAGGUCCAAAGAUCAAAGGAGAUAUCAAAUCACCUCAAAUAGACAUCAAAGGUCCAGAAGUUGAUAUUGAAGGACCAAAGGGAGGAUUUGAAAUGCCUAAAAUAAAAAUGCCAUCACUAAAUUUGAAAGGUCCAAAGGUUGAUAUCCCAGAUGUUGACAUUAAUCUGAAAGGCCCUAAGGUUGAAGGGGACGUGGAUGUUAAUCUGCCAAAGAUUAAAGGAGAUCUGAAAGGACCAGAGGUGGAUAUUGAAGGCCCAGAUUUUGACAUUGAAGGUCACAAAGGUGGUUUCAAAAUGCCUAAAUUCAAGAUGCCGUCAUUUGGUACGAAAGGUCCCAAAGCGGAAGGUCCAGAUGUUGACAUCAACCUCCCCAAGGCAGAUAUUGAUGUGAAAGCACCUGAGGUUGAUAUUGAAGGAGCAGACCUUGAUGUUAAGGGACCAAAUGCCAAACUGAAAGGGCCCAAAUUCAACAUGCCAAGCAUAUCUGGACCAAAAAUAUCCAUGCCAGAUGUGGAUUUCAACUUGAAAGGCCCCAAACUCAAAGGUGACAUGGAUGUUUCAAGUCCAAAGAUCAAAGGAGAUAUCAAAUCACCUCAAAUAGACAUCAAAGGUCCAGAAGUUGAUAUUGAAGGACCAAAGGGAGGAUUUGAAAUGCCUAAAGUAAAAAUGCCAUCACUAAAUUUGAAAGGUCCAAAAGUUGACAUGCCAACUGUUGACAUAAAUCUAAAAGGUCCUAAGGUUGAAGGGGAUCUGGAUGUUGAUCUGCCAAAGAUUAAAGGAGAUCUGAAAGGUCCAGAGGUGGAUAUUGAAGGCCCAGGUUUUGACAUUGAGGGUCACAAAGGUGGUUUCAAAAUGCCUAAAUUCAAGAUGCCGUCAUUUGGUACGAAAGGUCCCAAAGCGGAAGGUCCAGAUGUUGACAUCAACCUCCCCAAGGCAGAUAUUGAUGUGAAAGCACCUGAGGUUGAUAUUGAAGGAGCAGACCUUGAUGUUAAGGGACCAAAUGCCAAACUGAAAGGGCCCAAAUUCAACAUGCCAAGCAUAUCUGGACCAAAAAUAUCCAUGCCAGAUGUGGAUUUCAACCUGAAAGGCUCCAAACUCAAAGGUGACAUGGAUGUUUCAGGUCCAAAGAUCAAAGGAGAUAUCAAAUCACCUCAAAUAGACAUCAAAGGUCCAGAAGUUGAUAUUGAAGGACCAAAGGGAGGAUUUGAAAUGCCUAAAAUAAAAAUGUCAUCACUAAAUUUGAAAGGUCAAAAAGUUGACAUGCCAGAUGUUGACAUAAAUCUGAAAGGUCCUAAGGUUGAAGGGGAUCUGGAUGUUAAUCUGCCAAAGAUUAAAGGAGAUCUGAAAGGACCAGAGGUGGAUAUUGAAGGCCCAGAUUUUGACAUUGAGGGUCACAAAGGUGGUUUCAAAAUGCCUAAAUUCAAGAUGCCGUCAUUUGGUAUGAAAGGUCCCAAAGCGGAAGGUCCAGAUGUUGACAUCAACCUCCCCAAGGCAGAUAUUGAUGUGAAAGCACCUGAGGUUGAUAUUGAAGGAGGAGACCUUGACAUUAAGGGACCAAAUGCCAAACUGAAAGGUCCCAAAUUCAACAUGCCAAGCAUAUCUGGACCUAAAAUAUCCAUGCCAGAUGUGGAUUUCAAUUUGAAAGGCCCAAAACUCAAAGGUGACAUGGAUGUUUCAGGUCCAAAGAUCAAAGGAGAUAUCAAAUCACCUCAAAUAGACAUCAAAGGUCCAGAAGUUGAUAUUGAAGGAACAAAGGGAGGAUUUGAAAUGCCUAAAAUAAAAAUGCCUUCACUAAAUUUGAAAGGUCCAAAGGUUGAUAUCCCAGAUGUUGACAUUAAUCUGAAAGGUCCUAAGGUUGAAGGGGACGUGGAUGUUAAUCUGCCAAAGAUUAAAGGAGAUCUGAAAGGACCAGAGGUGGAUAUUGAAGGCCCAGAUUUUGACAUUGAGGGUCACAAAGGUGGUUUCAAAAUGCCUAAAUUCAAGAUGCCGUCAUUUGGUACCAAAGGUCCAAAUGCGGAAGGUCCAGAUGUUGACAUCAACCUCCCCAAGGCAGAUAUUGAUGUAAAAGCACCUGAGGUUGAUAUUGAAGGAGCAGACCUUGACAUUAAGGGACCAAAUGCCAAACUGAAAGGUCCCAAAUUCAACAUGCCAAGCAUAUCUGGACCGAAAAUAUCCAUGCCAGAUGUGGAUUUCAAUUUGAAAGGACCAAAACUCAAAGGUGACAUGGAUGUUUCAGGUCCAAAGAUCAAAGGAGAUAUCAAAUCACCUCAAAUAGACAUCAAAGGUCCAGAAGUUGAUAUUGAAGGACCAAAGGGAGGAUUUGAAAUGCCUAAAAUAAAAAUGCCUUCACUAAAUUUGAAAGGUCCAAAGGUUGAUAUCCCAGAUGUUGACAUUAAUCUGAAAGGCCCUAAGGUUGAAGGGGACGUGGAUGUUAAUCUGCCAAAGAUUAAAGGAGAUCUGAAAGGACCAGAGGUGGAUAUUGAAGGCCCAGAUUUUGACAUUGAAGGUCACAAAGGUGGUUUCAAAAUGCCUAAAUUCAAGAUGCCGUCAUUUGGUACGAAAGGUCCCAAAGCGGAAGGUCCAGAUGUUGACAUCAACCUCCCCAAGGCAGAUAUUGAUGUGAAAGCACCUGAGGUUGAUAUUGAAGGAGCAGACCUUGAUGUUAAGGGACCAAAUGCCAAACUGAAAGGUCCCAAAUUCAACAUGCCAAGCAUAUCUGGACCAAAAAUAUCCAUGCCAGAUGUGGAUUUCAACUUGAAAGGCCCCAAACUCAAAGGUGACAUGGAUGUUUCAAGUCCAAAGAUCAAAGGAGAUAUCAAAUCACCUCAAAUAGACAUCAAAGGUCCAGAAGUUGAUAUUGAAGGACCAAAGGGAGGAUUUGAAAUGCCUAAAAUAAAAAUGCCAUCACUAAAUUUGAAAGGUCCAAAAGUUGAUAUGCCAGAUGUUGACAUUAAUCUGAAAGGUCCUAAGGUUGAAGGGGACGUGGAUGUUAAUCUGCCAAAGAUUAAAGGAGAUCUAAAAGGUCCAGAGGUGGACAUUGAAGGCCCAGAUUUUGACAUUGAGGGUCACAAAGGUGGUUUCAAAAUGCCUAAAUUCAAGAUGCCCUCAUUUGGUUCAAAGGGUGCCAAACUAGAAGGUCCAGAUGUUGACAUCAACUUACCCAAGGCAGAAAUUGAUGUGAAAGCACCAGAUGUUGAUAUUGAAGGGGCUGACCUUGACAUUAAGGGACCAAAUGCCAAACUGAAAGGUCCCAAAUUCAACAUGCCAAGCAUAUCUGGACCAAAGAUAUCCAUGCCAGAUGUGGAUUUCAACUUGAAAGGCCCAAAACUCAAAGGUGACAUGGAUGUUUCAAGUCCAAAGAUCAAAGGAGAUAUCAAAUCACCUCAAAUAGACAUCAAAGGUCCAGAAGUUGAUAUUGAAGGACCAAAGGGAGGAUUUGAAAUGCCUAAAAUAAAAAUGCCAUCACUAAAUUUGAAAGGUCCAAAAGUUGAUAUGCCAGAUGUUGACAUUAAUCUGAAAGGUCCCAAGGUUGAAGGGGACGUGGAUAUUAAAAUGCCAAAGAUUAAAGGAGAUCUAAAAGGUCCAGAGGUGGACAUUGAAGGCCCAGACGUUGAAAUUGAAGGUCCCAAGGGUGGACUAAAAAUGCCUAAAUUCAAGAUGCCCUCAUUUGGUUCAAAGGGUGCCAAACUAGAAGGUCCAGAUGUUGACAUCAACAUACCCAAGCCAGAUAUUGAUGAGAAAGCACCAGAUAUUGAUAUCGAAGGAGCAGACCUUGACAUUAAGGGACCAAAUGCCAAACUGAAAGGUCCCAAAUUCAACAUGCCAAGCAUAUCUGGACCAAAGAUAUCCAUGCCAGAUGUGGAUUUCAACUUGAAAGGCCCAAAACUCAAAGGUGACAUGGAUGUUUCAGGUCCAAAGAUCAAAGGAGAUAUCAAAUCACCUCAAAUAGACAUCAAAGGUCCAGAAGUUGAUAUUGAAGGACCAAAGGGAGGAUUUGAAAUGCCUAAAAUAAAAAUGCCAUCACUAAAUUUGAAAGGUCCAAAAGUUGAUAUGCCAGAUGUUGACAUUAAUCUGAAAGGUCCCAAGGUUGAAGGGGACGUGGAUAUUAAUAUGCCAAAGAUUAAAGGAGAUCUAAAAGGUCCAGAGGUGGACAUUGAAGGCCCAGACGUUGAAAUUGAAGGUCCCAAGGGUGGACUAAAAAUGCCUAAAUUCAAGAUGCCCUCAUUUGGUUCAAAGGGUGCCAAACUAGAAGGUCCAGAUGUUGACAUCAACAUACCCAAGCCAGAUAUUGAUGAGAAAGCACCAGAUAUUGAUAUCGAAGGAGCAGACCUUGACAUUAAGGGACCAAAUGCCAAACUGAAAGGUCCCAAAUUCAACAUGCCAAGCAUAUCUGGACCAAAAAUAUCCAUGCCAGAUGUGGAUUUCAACUUGAAAGGCCCAAAACUCAAAGGUGACAUGGAUGUUUCAGUUCCAAAGAUCAAAGGAGAUAUCAAAUCACCUCAAAUAGACAUCAAAGGUCCAGAAGUUGAUAUUGAAGGACCAAAGGGAGGAUUUGAAAUGCCUAAAAUAAAAAUGCCUUCACUAAAUUUGAAAGGUCCAAAAGUUGACAUGCCAGAUGUUGACAUAAAUCUGAAAGGUCCUAAGGUUGAAGGGGACGUGGAUGUUAAUCUGCCAAAGAUUAAAGGAGAUCUGAAAGGACCAGAGGUGGAUAUUGAAGGCCCAGACGUUGACAUUGAGGUGCACAAAAGUGGGUUCAAGAUGCCUAAAUUCAAGAUGCCAUCAUUUGGUUUUAAAGGAUCUAAAGCAGAUGCUGCUGAUGUUGAUGUCAAUCUUCCUAAAUCAAAUAUUGACAUAAAAGCUGCAGAUUUAAACAUAAAAGGAAAAGAUGUUGCGGUUGAGGGAUCAAACAUAAAAGUCAAAGGAAAGAAAUUCAGAAUGCCAAAGAUUACAAGUCCAAAAGUUUCUGUGCCAGAUAUUGAUAUGAAAACACCUGAGGUUAAUACAGAAAAAGCAGACAUUGACAUCAAGGGACCUAAUGCCAAACUGAAAGGUCCCAAAUUCAACAUGCCAAGCAUAUCUGGACCAAAAAUAUCCAUGCCAGAUGUGGAUUUCAACUUGAAAGGCCCCAAACUCAAAGGUGACAUGGAUGUUUCAGGUCCAAAGAUCAAAGGAGAUAUCAAAUCACCUCAAAUAGACAUCAAAGGUCCAGAAGUUGAUAUUGAAGGACCAAAGGGAGGAUUUGAAAUGCCUAAAAUAAAUAUGCCUUCAGUAAAUUUGAAAGGUCCAAAAGUUGACAUGCCAGAUGUUGACAUAAAUUUGAAAGGUCCUAUGGUUGAAGGGGACGUGGAUGUUAAUCUGCCAAAGAUAAAAGGAGAUCUAAAAGGUCCAGAGGUGGAUAUUGAAGGUCCAGAUUUUGACAUUGAGGGUCACAAAGGUGGUUUCAAAAUGCCUAAAUUCAAGAUGCCGUCAUUUGGUAUGAAAGGUCCCAAAGGGGAAGGUCCAGAUGUUGACAUCAACAUCCCCAAGGCAGAUAUUGAUGUGAAAGCACCUGAGGUUGAUAUUGAAGGAGCAGACUUUGACAUUAAGGGACCAAAUGCCAAACUGAAAGGUCCCAAAUUCAACAUGCCAAGCAUAUCUGGACCAAAAAUAUCCAUGCCAGAUGUGGAUUUCAAUUUGAAAGGCCCAAAACUCAAAGGUGACAUGGAUGUUUCAGGUCCAAAGAUCAAAGGAGAUAUCAAAUCACCUCAAAUAGACAUCAAAGGUCCAGAAGUUGAUAUGGAAGGACCAAAGGGAGGAUUUGAAAUGCCUAAAAUAAAAAUGCCUUCACUAAGUUUGAAAGGUCCAAAAGUUGAUAUUCCAGAUGUUGACAUUAAUCUGAAAGGUCCUAUGGUUGAAGGGGACGUGGAUGUUAAUCUGCCAAAGAUAAAAGGAGAUCUAAAAGGUCCAGAGGUGGACAUUGAAGGCCCAGACAUUGACAUUGAGGGUCCAAAAGGAGGACUGAAAAUGCCUAAAUUCAAGAUGCCUUCAUUUGGUAUUAAAGUCCCCAAAUUAGAAGGUCCAGAUGUUGACAUCAACCUCCCAAAGGCAGAUAUUGAUGUGAAAGCACCAGAUGUUGAUAUCGAAGGAGCAGAUCUUGACAUGAAGGGACCAAAUGCCAAACUGAAAGGUCCCAAAUUCAACAUGCCAAGCAUAUCUGGACCAAAAAUAUCCAUGCCAGAUGUGGAUUUCAAUUUGAAAGGACCAAAACUCAAAGGUGACAUGGAUGUUUCAGGUCCAAAGAUCAAAGGAGAUAUCAAAUCACCUCAAAUAGACAUCAAAGGUCCAGAAGUUGAUAUUGAAGGACCAAAGGGAGGAUUUGAAAUGCCUAAAAUAAAAAUGCCUUCACUAAAUUUGAAAGGUCCAAAGGUUGAUAUCCCAGAUGUUGACAUUAAUCUGAAAGGCCCUAAGGUUGAAGGGGACGUGGAUGUUAAUCUGCCAAAGAUUAAAGGAGAUCUGAAAGGACCAGAGGUGGAUAUUGAAGGCCCAGAUUUUGACAUUGAGGGUCACAAAGGUGGUUUCAAAAUGCCUAAAUUCAAGAUGCCGUCAUUUGGUACCAAAGGUCCAAAUGCGGAAGGUCCAGAUGUUGACAUCAACCUCCCCAAGGCAGAUAUUGAUGUAAAAGCACCUGAGGUUGAUAUUGAAGGAGCAGACCUUGACAUUAAGGGACCAAAUGCCAAACUGAAAGGUCCCAAAUUCAACAUGCCAAGCAUAUCUGGACCGAAAAUAUCCAUGCCAGAUGUGGAUUUCAAUUUGAAAGGACCAAAACUCAAAGGUGACAUGGAUGUUUCAGGUCCAAAGAUCAAAGGAGAUAUCAAAUCACCUCAAAUAGACAUCAAAGGUCCAGAAGUUGAUAUUGAAGGACCAAAGGGAGGAUUUGAAAUGCCUAAAAUAAAAAUGCCAUCACUAAAUUUGAAAGGUCCAAAAGUUGAUAUGCCAGAUGUUGACAUUAAUCUGAAAGGUCCCAAGGUUGAAGGGGAUGUGGAUAUUAAAAUGCCAAAGAUUAAAGGAGAUCUAAAAGGUCCAGAGGUGGACAUUGAAGUCCCAGACGUUGAAAUUGAAGGUCCCAAGGGUGGACUAAAAAUGCCUAAAUUCAAGAUGCCCUCAUUUGGUUCAAAGGGUGCCAAACUAGAAGGUCCAGAUGUUGACAUCAACUUACCCAAGGCAGAAAUUGAUGUGAAAGCACCAGAUGUUGAUAUUGAAGGGGCUGACCUUGACAUUAAGGGACCAAAUGCCAAACUGAAAGGUCCCAAAUUCAACAUGCCAAGCAUAUCUGGACCAAAGAUAUCCAUGCCAGAUGUGGAUUUCAACUUGAAAGGCCCAAAACUCAAAGGUGACAUGGAUGUUUCAGGUCCAAAGAUCAAAGGAGAUAUCAAAUCACCUCAAAUAGACAUCAAAGGUCCAGAAGUUGAUAUUGAAGGACCAAAGGGAGGAUUUGAAAUGCCUAAAAUAAAAAUGCCAUCACUAAAUUUGAAAGGUCCAAAAGUUGAUAUGCCAGAUGUUGACGUUAAUCUGAAAGGUCCUAAGAUGGAAGGGGAUGUGGAUGUUAAUCUGCCAAAGAUUAAAGGAGAUCUGAAAGGUCCAGAGGUGAAUAUUGAAGGCCCAGAUUUUGACAUUGAAGGUCACAAAGGUGGUUUCAAAAUGCCUAAAUUCAAGAUGCCGUCAUUUGGUAUGAAAGGUCCCAAAGUCGAAGGUCCAGAUGUUGACAUCAACAUCCCCAAGGCAGAUAUUGAUGUGAAAGCACCAGAGGUUGAUAUUGAAGGAGCAGACCUUGACAUUAAGGGACCAAAUGCCAAACUGAAAGGUCCCAAAUUCAACAUGCCAAGCAUAUCUGGACCAAAAAUAUCCAUGCCAGAUGUGGAUUUCAACUUGAAAGGCCCCAAACUCAAAGGUGACAUGGAUGUUUCAAGUCCAAAGAUCAAAGGAGAUAUCAAAUCACCUCAAAUAGACAUCAAAGGUCCAGAAGUUGAUAUUGAAGGACCAAAGGGAGGAUUUGAAAUGCCUAAAAUAAAAAUGCCAUCACUAAAUUUGAAAGGUCCAAAAGUUGAUAUGCCAGAUGUUGACAUUAAUCUGAAAGGCCCUAAGGUUGAAGGGGACGUGGAUGUUAAUCUGCCAAAGAUUAAAGGAGAUCUGAAAGGACCAGAGGUGGAUAUUGAAGGCCCAGAUUUUGACAUUGAGGGUCACAAAGGUGGUUUCAAAAUGCCUAAAUUCAAGAUGCCGUCAUUUGGUACCAAAGGUCCAAAUGCGGAAGGUCCAGAUGUUGACAUCAACCUCCCCAAGGCAGAUAUUGAUGUAAAAGCACCUGAGGUUGAUAUUGAAGGAGCAGACCUUGACAUUAAGGGACCAAAUGCCAAACUGAAAGGUCCCAAAUUCAACAUGCCAAGCAUAUCUGGACCGAAAAUAUCCAUGCCAGAUGUGGAUUUCAAUUUGAAAGGACCAAAACUCAAAGGUGACAUGGAUGUUUCAGGUCCAAAGAUCAAAGGAGAUAUCAAAUCACCUCAAAUAGACAUCAAAGGUCCAGAAGUUGAUAUUGAAGGACCAAAGGGAGGAUUUGAAAUGCCUAAAAUAAAAAUGCCAUCACUAAAUUUGAAAGGUCCAAAAGUUGAUAUGCCAGAUGUUGACAUUAAUCUGAAAGGUCCCAAGGUUGAAGGGGACGUGGAUAUUAAAAUGCCAAAGAUUAAAGGAGAUCUAAAAGGUCCAGAGGUGGACAUUGAAGGCCCAGACGUUGAAAUUGAAGGUCCCAAGGGUGGACUAAAAAUGCCUAAAUUCAAGAUGCCCUCAUUUGGUUCAAAGGGUGCCAAACUAGAAGGUCCAGAUGUUGACAUCAACUUACCCAAGGCAGAAAUUGAUGUGAAAGCACCAGAUGUUGAUAUUGAAGGGGCUGACCUUGACAUUAAGGGACCAAAUGCCAAACUGAAAGGUCCCAAAUUCAACAUGCCAAGCAUAUCUGGACCAAAGAUAUCCAUGCCAGAUGUGGAUUUCAACUUGAAAGGCCCAAAACUCAAAGGUGACAUGGAUGUUUCAGGUCCAAAGAUCAAAGGAGAUAUCAAAUCACCUCAAAUAGACAUCAAAGGUCCAGAAGUUGAUAUAGAAGGACCAAAGGGAGGAUUUGAAAUGCCUAAAAUAAAAAUGCCAUCACUAAAUUUGAAAGGUCCAAAAGUUGAUAUGCCAGAUGUUGACGUUAAUCUGAAAGGUCCUAAGAUGGAAGGGGAUGUGGAUGUUAAUCUGCCAAAGAUUAAAGGAGAUCUGAAAGGUCCAGAGGUGAAUAUUGAAGGCCCAGAUUUUGACAUUGAGGGUCACAAAGGUGGUUUCAAAAUGCCUAAAUUCAAGAUGCCGUCAUUUGGUAUGAAAGGUCCCAAAGUCGAAGGUCCAGAUGUUGACAUCAACAUCCCCAAGGCAGAUAUUGAUGUGAAAGCACCAGAGGUUGAUAUUGAAGGAGCAGACCUUGACAUUAAAGGACCAAAUGCCAAACUGAAAGGUCCCAAAUUCAACAUGCCAAGCAUAUCUGGACCAAAAAUAUCCAUGCCAGAUGUGGAUUUCAACUUGAAAGGCCCCAAACUCAAAGGUGACAUGGAUGUUUCAAGUCCAAAGAUCAAAGGAGAUAUCAAAUCACCUCAAAUAGACAUCAAAGGUCCAGAAGUUGAUAUUGAAGGACCAAAGGGAGGAUUUGAAAUGCCUAAAAUAAAAAUGCCAUCACUAAAUUUGAAAGGUCCAAAAGUUGAUAUGCCAGAUGUUGACAUUAAUCUGAAAGGUCCUAAGGUUGCAGGGGACGUGGAUGUUAAUCUGCCAAAGAUUAAAGGAGAUCUAAAGGGUCCAGAGGUGGACAUUGAAGGCCCAGAUUUUGACAUUGAGGGUCACAAAGGUGGUUUCAAAAUGCCUAAAUUCAAGAUGCCGUCAUUUGGAAUGAAAGGUCCCAAAGGGGAAGGUCCAGAUGUUGACAUCAACAUCCCCAAGGCAGAUAUUGAUGUGAAAGCACCAGAUGUUGAUAUUGAAGGAGCAGACCUUGACAUUAAGGGACCAAAUGCCAAACUGAAAGGUCCCAAAUUCAACAUGCCAAGCAUAUCUGGACCAAAAAUAUCCAUGCCAGAUGUGGAUUUCAACUUGAAAGGCCCCAAACUCAAAGGUGACAUGGAUGUUUCAAGUCCAAAGAUCAAAGGAGAUAUCAAAUCACCUCAAAUAGACAUCAAAGGUCCAGAAGUUGAUAUUGAAGGACCAAAGGGAGGAUUUGAAAUGCCUAAAAUAAAAAUGCCAUCACUAAAUUUGAAAGGUCCAAAAGUUGAUAUGCCAGAUGUUGACAUUAAUCUGAAAGGUCCUAAGGUUGAAGGGGACGUGGAUGUUAAUCUGCCAAAGAUUAAAGGAGAUCUAAAAGGUCCAGAGGUGGACAUUGAAGGCCCAGAUUUUGACAUUGAGGGUCACAAAGGUGGUUUCAAAAUGCCUAAAUUCAAGAUGCCGUCAUUUGGUAUGAAAGGUCCCAAAGCGGAAGGUCCAGAUGUUGACAUCAACCUCCCCAAGGCAGAUAUUGAUGUGAAAGCACCUGAGGUUGAUAUUGAAGGAGGAGACCUUGACAUUAAGGGACCAAAUGCCAAACUGAAAGGUCCCAAAUUCAACAUGCCAAGCAUAUCUGGACCGAAAAUAUCCAUGCCAGAUGUGGAUUUCAACUUGAAAGGCCCAAAACUCAAAGGUGACAUGGAUGUUUCAGGUCCAAAGAUCAAAGGAGAUAUCAAAUCACCUCAAAUAGACAUCAAAGGUCCAGAAGUUGAUAUUGAAGAACCAAAGGGAGGAUUUGAAAUGCCUAAAAUAAAAAUGCCAUCACUAAAUUUGAAAGGUCCAAAUGUUGAUGUUCCAGAUGUUGACAUUAAUCUGAAAGGUCCUAAGGUUGAAGGGGAUCUGGAUGUUAAUCUGCCAAAGAUUAAAGGAGAUCUAAAAGUUCCAGAGGUGGACAUUGAAGGCCCAGAUUUUGACAUUGAGGGUCACAAAGGUGGUUUCAAAAUGCCUAAAUUCAAGAUGCCGUCAUUUGGUACGAAAGGUCCCAAAGCGGAAGGUCCAGAUGUUGACAUCAACCUCCCCAAGGCAGAUAUUGAUGUGAAAGCACCUGAGGUUGAUAUUGAAGGAGCAGACCUUGAUGUUAAGGGACCAAAUGCCAAACUGAAAGGUCCCAAAUUCAACAUGCCAAGCAUAUCUGGACCAAAAAUAUCCAUGCCAGAUGUGGAUUUCAACUUGAAAGGCCCCAAACUCAAAGGUGACAUGGAUGUUUCAAGUCCAAAGAUCAAAGGAGAUAUCAAAUCACCUCAAAUAGAUAUCAAAGGUCCAGAAGUUGAUAUUGAAGGACCAAAGGGAGGAUUUGAAAUGCCUAAAAUAAAAAUGCCAUCACUAAAUUUGAAAGGUCCAAAAGUUGAUAUGCCAGAUGUUGACAUUAAUCUGAAACGUCCUAAGGUUGAAGGGGACGUGGAUGUUAAUCUGCCAAAGAUCAAAGGAGAUCUAAAGGGUCCAGAGGUGGACAUUGAAGGCCCAGAUUUUGACAUUGAGGGCCACAAAGGUGGUUUCAAAAUGCCUAAAUUCAAGAUGCCGUCAUUUGGAAUGAAAGGUCCCAAAGGGGAAGGUCCAGAUGUUGACAUCAACAUCCCCAAGGCAGAUAUUGAUGUGAAAGCACCAGAUGUUGAUAUUGAAGGAGCAGACCUUGACAUUAAGGGACCAAAUGCCAAACUGAAAGGUCCCAAAUUCAACAUGCCAAGCAUAUCUGGACCAAAAAUAUCCAUGCCAGAUGUGGAUUUCAAUUUGAAAGGCCCAAAACUCAAAGGUGACAUGGAUGUUUCAGGUCCAAAGAUCAAAGGAGAUAUCAAAUCACCUCAAAUAGACAUCAAAGGUCCAGAAGUUGAUAUUGAAGGACCAAAGGGAGGAUUUGAAAUGCCUAAAAUAAAAAUGCCAUCACUAAAUUUGAAAGGUCCAAAUGUUGAUGUUCCAGAUGUUGACAUUAAUCUGAAAGGUCCUAAGGUUGAAGGGGAUCUGGAUGUUAAUGUGCCAAAGAUUAAAGGAGAUAUCAAGGGUCCCGAGGUGGACAUUGAAGGCCCAGAUUUUGACAUUGAGUGUCCCAAAGGUGGAUUGAAAAUGCCUAAAUUCAAGAUCCCCUCAUUUGGCUUAAAAGGUCCCAAAGGGGAAGGUCCAGAUGUUGACAUCAACCUCCCCAAGGCAGAUAUUGAUGUGAAAGCACCAGAUGUUGAUGUCGAAGGAGCAGAUCUUGACAUUAAGGGACCAAAUGCCAAACUGAAAGGUCCCAAAUUCAACAUGCCAAGCAUAUCUGGACCAAAAAUAUCUAUGCCAGAUGUGGAUUUGAACUUGAAAGGCCCCAAACUCAAAGGUGACAUGGAUGUUUCAGGUCCAAAGAUCAAAGGAGAUAUCAAAUCACCUGAAAUUGACAUCAAAGGUGCAACAGUUAAAACCAAUGUUCCAAGUCUUGAUAUUGAUCUAAAGCAUAGUAGUGAACCACCAAAGUUUCCAACGAUACCUGGUUCCAAACCCGCACUACCAAAUGUUGACAUAAAUCUGAAGGGAUCGAAAUUAAAGGGGGAAUUUAAAGGAGAGGGUCAAUUUCCAAAAGCUGAACUGAAAGACAUUGAUGUCUUGGAAGUCACUCCGAAAAAAUCUAAGUUUAAAAUGCCAAAGGUUGGAUUCAAGAGUCCAAAGAUAAAGACCUCAGAACCUGAUAUUAAACUGGAGCAUGGAGAUGUCAACAUUAAAGGAAAGACUGGGAGCCGAGAGGGACUUGAUGUUGACAUUGGUUUGUCUGGUUCAAAAUCUAAAAGUCCCAAAUUUAAGAUCCCAAAAUUUGGCCUCAAGGGCCCAAAAGUUGACAUGCCAGAAGCUGAUCCUUCAAAAUCUGCAAUUGACAUAAAAACCUCAGAUGUCACGUCAGCAGGAGCAGGAUUUGAUGUCGAUAUUCACAGUGGAAAACUUAAAGGAUCAAAAGAUGUGGAUUUAAAUCUGACAGGUCCAAAACUUAAAGGGGAUUUGAAUGUGUCAGUUCCAGAUGUAGAUCUAAACCUGAAAGAAGCCAAUAUAAAAGGUCCAAAGUUUGAAGUUGAGGGACUGAAGGGUGGAUUAGAAAUGCCCAAGAUCAAGAUACCAGCUUUUGGCAUCAAACUACCUCAGCUGGAAAAUUCAAAUGAUACUAUAACCAUUCCAAAUGUUAAUGCUGAUACAGUAACCCCCAAAGUUGACAUUGGUGGAGUUGAUGUUAAAGGCCCCGAGGCAAGUCCCAAUGUUAAACUUCCAUCAGUAUCAGGACCCACCUUGCCAGACUUAAACAUUAAUCUUACAGGGCCAAAAACAAAAGGGAAUGUUAAUGUUAAUCUCCCUGAUACUAAUAUUGAUAUCAAAGUACCAAAGACAGAAAUCAAAGGAGCAGGAAAAAUAACACCACCUGAAGUUGAUAUCAAAGGUCCACAUGUUGAUCUUGGUGGUGGCAAAGAUGGGUUUGAAAUCCCUAAAAUAAAAAUGACAUCACUAGACUUUAAAGGCCCCAAAACAGGGAGUCAAGGUGUUGACAUCAACCUUUCCAAAGCCAAAAUAGAUGUUGAUUCCUCUAAAGUAGACUUUAAAGCACCCAAAGUAAAACUGCCAACUGUAUCAGGCCCCGAAUGGGAUAUUAAUCUGAAAGGUUCAAAUGUUGAAGGAAAAGAAAUUAAUGUUAACCUUCCUAAAACAGACAUUGAAAUUAAAGGACCAAAAUUAUCCAUGUCAGAUGUGGACAUGAAUCUUAAAGCUCCUGAUGUUGACAUCAAGGAUCCCAAGGUUCAUACUGGAGGGCCCAAGGUUGGUUUUAAAAUGUCCAAAGUCACACUCCCAUCAGAAUCAGAAGUUGAUGUAAAUUUUGCAAAAGCUGACUUUAACAUUAAAGCACCUGAAGUAAACAUAAAAGGACCAGAAUUUGAUUCCACUGAAGCAAGUCUUGAUGUCCCUGACAUAGAUGUGAAGGGGAAAAAGGGAAAGUUCAAACUUCCAAAAGUGAAAGGAAAAGCAAGGAAGCAAGAAGCUGAUAUUAAAACACCAGAAGUAGACCAGGGUAUUGACACACCAAAUAUUCAUGUGAAAGGGACAAACACUAAGAAGCCUCUUUUUGGUAAACUUCAUUUCCCUGAUGUAGAACUAGAUAUUAAAUCUCCAAAACUAAAAGGUGAUGGAUCUUUAGCUGAAGGAUUUAAAUCACCCGAUGCAAAUGUAUCAUCUGACAGUGCAAAGAUUUGUUUGGAAGGCCCUGAUGUUAAUGUCAAAGGAGGUCCAGAGAUUAGUGCAAGAACUUCAGGACAAUCAGCUAGUGGCCUUCAGUAUCCAGAGGGUACAAUACUAUUUCCAAAAAUCAAAGUGCCAAAGUUUGGCAUUCUUCAGCCUAAGGUGGAAGGCCAAGAUGUUGCAGGAAAAGGAAAAUCAGAUGCAAUGAUGGGUGGAAAAUUAGACCUGGAAGGUGAAUCUGGAGUCAGUUUGUCAGCUAAGGGAAAGUCAGCCUCACUGGAUCUAUUUAAAAAAUCAAAGCACCGAUCUUCCUCUGCCAGUGAUGAAGGUUCUCUUGGAGCUAGCUCUCCUUCAGCUCUUUCAGGAGCUGAAUGUGGUGACAUUUCAAUAGAUGUAGGAGGAACUAAGGUCAAAGGCAAGAAAGGCAAAUUAAAAUUUGGCACAUUUGGAGGUUUUGGAUCUAAGUCCAAGGGCUCAUACGAAGUAACACUUGGAAACGACAAUGAAGGAGAGAUAGAGGGGAGUACAGAUGCUUCUGUACCUCUGAAAAAAUCUAGAUUGUCGUCCUCCUCAAGCAGUGACAGUGGAUCAAGAGGUGCUUUCAGGCUUCCAAAACUUGAGCUAUCGGUUUCUCCAAAAAAAUAAUAGUAAGAUCAAUUAAACCUUCAUGCACUCAAAUACAAUCUCCUAAUGCAGUACAAGUUUUGAACUUUAGUUCUUUUAAAUUUAAUAGAACAUGCACAAUUAUCUCUGUUUACCUAUGAAUGAUAAUUUUAAAGAAAAUGAAAUAGGAGAGAAUUAGAUUGUUAAAAAAUUCUUCAAACUGUACAUAAGAUAAAUGUAUACUUUUAUUAAUGAAUAUUGUUUUGUACAUAGUCCAGAUUUAUUAAUCUAUUGCAUCACACAAAAUUAUAGGUCAUACGUUUUGUUUCUUCUUUAAAUGAAUGAUUUUUAUUGAAUGGUUGUUACAUAUUCGUAACCAGGGGUCUACUGCAAAGAACAUACAUCACAGUUGUUUCGAAGGAAAAUGCUCUACACACAUUUGAAACACAAUUUUAAUUAGUUUCCAUUUUAGUACGUGUACAAUUAUGUUUUUUUUUUUUCUAAGCUUCAAUAGUAGUCAGUGCAGAUUGUAUUUUUGCAAUGUAAUUUUGACAACCUUCUGAAGAUUCAUAUACUUGUAUAUAGCAUAAUUGCAAGGACAAUCUUUUUGGAAAUUCUUUGAAGUGCUGUGUGUACUUCUGAUUGCUGUCUCUUCAUUUAAGAAAAGUUGUAAUUGCUAAAAUAUUGUGUCACAAUAAAAAUUAAAUUGCUUUGUUUAUUUUAAACUGGUUUCUUAAUCCUGUCAUUUUUACAUUCUAACAGUUAGUAAUCCUUUAUAUUUAAUUUCAUUUUUGACACUUUUUGUUUUGUAUAGACACCUAUUCCGGUCAUGUCACAGUCACAUCUUAAUAUCAUCUGUUUUCAAACAACUUCUUUGCAGGUAGAAAGAUGUAUACCAUUGAUAUUUGAUGGAGAGCAUAAUUUUUUGGAUCCAUGCUUCUGUGUGCAUUCUGCCAACUAAAUGCAAUAAAUGGAUUUAUAGAGAUUA
Molecule: messenger RNA, 22854 nt
Organism: Xiphophorus maculatus (southern platyfish)
Lineage: Eukaryota; Metazoa; Chordata; Actinopteri; Cyprinodontiformes; Poeciliidae
Gene: ahnak
Product: neuroblast differentiation-associated protein AHNAK
Exons: 6
Coding region: 297-21908 (7203 amino acids)
Biological process (GO): regulation of RNA splicing
Cellular component (GO): cytoplasm; costamere; nucleus
Molecular function (GO): protein binding
Source: RefSeq, a predicted model, not a curated record